AAUCGUCAGUCGCACAGAACCCGUCGAACAGUUAACAGUUUUGUUUUGUAUCGUGCUAAUAUACACAUAUUUUUUUUGAUGAACCAAGAAAACGAACAAAACACGAAAUAAUACCCAUGUUGAAUGAAACUAUACAUUAGCAUCUAUAACGAAAAUUUAAUAAUUUCGGCGAUUGAGCAACAAGUGUACGACGACUAUCGAAAACAAUUUUAACAGAUUAAACAGAUCUAAAGAGAUUUUUUUUGUGUGUCGUGAGUUUUAUAUUUUCGAUUCAUCAUGGUGAGCGGUGCGAUGGAUAUUAAAGAGCCGAAGCUGAAAUAUCCCAAAUCGGUGGCUUUCAUCAUUUGCAACGAAUUCUGCGAGCGGUUCAACUAUUAUGGCAUGCGAACGGUGCUUGUACUGUAUCUCACUGCAAAGUUGAAGUAUUCGAAUGAUGAUGCGACUGUUUUAUUUCACGUAUUCGCAAGUUUAGCAUAUUUCUUUCCAUUAAUUGGUGCAAUUUUAGCAGACAGCUACUGGGGCCGUUUCAAGACAAUCGUCUAUUUGUCGAUGAUUUAUGCUUUGGGCACCGUCGUGUUAACGGUAGGUGCCGUACCAACUUUGAAGCUGCCCGCAAACGAAGUGACCAUUCUUGGGCUCAUAUUGAUAUCAGUUGGCACUGGAGGCAUAAAACCGAAUGUGUCUGCGUUUGGUGGUGAUCAGUUUAAGUUACCGGAACAAGCAAAACAUUUAGCUACAUUUUUUUCGAUAUUCUAUCUGUCAAUCAAUGCUGGAUCCAUGAUUUCAACAUUAUUGACACCAAUUCUGCGUGAGAACGUACAUUGUUUUGGCGAAUUGAGUUGUUUUCCCUUAGCGUUUGGUGUGCCGGGAGCAUUGAUGAUCAUUUCGAUUUUAAUUUAUGUGAUUGGCAAACCAUUUUAUGUGUUGGUACCGCCGUCGGGAAAUAUUAUCGUUAAAAUCGCCAAAUGUAUCGUGCAUGCGUUGAAAACUCGGUCAAAAGAACGGCAAACAAAACCACGCUAUCAUUUUCUCGAUUAUGCUGAACCGAAAUAUGGCAAACAAAUGGUGUACGAUGUUAAAUGUUUGCUGAAAAUACUGGUUUUAUACAUUCCAUUCCCGCUUUUUUGGGCGCUAUUCGAUCAACAAUCUUCGAGGUGGACGUUUCAGGCAGCUCAAAUGGACGGUUACAUUUCACAACAAUACUCAAUUAAACCUGAUCAAAUUCAAGUACUAAAUCCACUGAUCGUUGUUUUCUGCAUUCCACUGUUCAACUUUAUUAUCUAUCCCUUGCUUGAGAAAGUGAAAAUUAAUACACCGUUACGAAAAAUGGCAUUAGGUAUGGCACUCUGUGGUUUUGCAUUUGCCAUUUCUGGUUUACUUGAGUUACGUUUAGAAAAAACAUACCCAGUAAUGCCGAAAGCGAACGAAGGACAAUUGCGCAUUUUUAACGGUCAAUCAUGCGGCUUUCAAUUGCAAACAAAUUUACCAGAACACGAAAAAAUCGAAUUGCCACCGAACGCACUUUGGACAGACCAACAUUUAGCAUUUAAACCAAAUGAAACUUUGCGAGUUUUUCAAUAUAAUAUCACAUCCGUUGAAGGUAGUACCUGUGAACCAGUGUCGUUCAAUGGAGAAAUCAAAAUUUUUGCACAUAAAGCAACGAGCUACCUUUUAGCCGCCACCAAUAAAUUUGUGCAAUAUGAAGAUUCACCGGCUCGAUCGCCAGCCCUAUUGCCGCGCGUUCGUAUCGUGAUUACCUCAACCGUUCAGAGUUCUGAUGUGAUUAACAAAGAGAUUAUGAUUCAAAAUAUGCAAAAUGCUCAAUCAUUUAAAUUGCAAUCGGAUUUGAAUCGGAUGCAUGAAGUCGACGUAGGAACAUAUUUUGUAUGGGUGGAUGGAAUUCAAGUCGGUGGCUUUGAACUAAAACACGGCGGAACUUAUACAGCUGUCAUCAGUCAAAUUAGUCAAUUUAAUUACACAAUGAACGUUUACACAAUUACCGCACCACCAUCGAUACACAUUUUACUACAAAUACCUCAAUAUGUGAUUGUAACAGCUGGUGAAAUUAUGUUUUCAGUAACUGGCCUAGAGUUCUCGUUCACACAAGCACCGUCAUCAAUGAAAUCGGUGUUACAAGCCUUUUGGCUUCUUACCGUAACUUUUGGCAAUAUUUUUGUCGUUAUUAUCGCAAAAGUAAAAGUGUUUGAUACACAAUCGGGCGAAUUCUUCUUAUUUGCCGGUCUUAUGGCGCUCAACAUUUUACUAUUCAUUUAUCUGGCCAAAAAGUAUAAGUAUCGCUCUAUUGUCGAAGAUAUUGAAAACGAUGAAGCGGCCGCUCGUAAUGCAAAUGUCAUCAAUAUGAACAGUUCGAAUAUAAGUACUGACACAUUCACUGUCGACGGCAUGUGUCCCACCACGGCGGCUAUUGCUGCCGGCACAGCACCAACAAAUCCACGCUUAUCACUAUCGAAUGGAAGCAAUGGUAGCGAGAAAUUAGAUGCUAGUCCAAAAUGCUUGAAACGAGCAGCCAACGGCAAAAAUGGAGUCGACAAUUAUGGAUACACAGACAUUUAGAAGAAAAAUGUCAUCUGCCUCAUGUGGACAGUUUUUUUGUGAUAUUGUUAAUUGUUAAAAAAUACUUUUUUUUAUUGUUAGGAAUCGUAAUGUGUCAGAUUUGUAUAUUUAGACAUUUUCCCUGUUAUUUUUAUUAUUUUGUUUUUCUUCAUGAUUUUAAAUUUCAAUGAAACGCGCCCAGUUAUAAUAAUUCUGUUGGAAAUUUAUUUA
Molecule: messenger RNA, 2784 nt
Organism: Contarinia nasturtii (swede midge)
Lineage: Eukaryota; Metazoa; Arthropoda; Insecta; Diptera; Cecidomyiidae
Product: peptide transporter family 1-like
Exons: 9
Coding region: 277-2574 (765 amino acids)
Biological process (GO): oligopeptide transport; transmembrane transport
Cellular component (GO): membrane
Molecular function (GO): dipeptide transmembrane transporter activity
Source: RefSeq, a predicted model, not a curated record